AUCUUAAAACUAUCUUGCUAGUGUCGGUUUAGUUAGCACACAACCCCACAUCCAAAGGUUCAUUUCAAUAUGGCAAUCUUGUCAAGUUUUGCACCGUUGACCAUUCUUAGUAUAGUCUUGUUAGUAGUCGGAGUCAUUGUCACUGGGGCGAAAGCUAGGCCAAGAGCAUUCUUUGUGUUUGGAGAUUCACUUGUUGAUAGUGGAAAUAACAAUUACUUGGCUACCACGGCACGUGCCGAUGCCCCUCCUUAUGGGAUUGAUUACCCUCCAAGUCAUAGACCAACCGGUCGUUUUUCCAAUGGCUACAACAUUCCUGAUCUUAUCAGUCAGAGACUUGGUGCUGAGUCUACAUUGCCAUACUUGAGUCCAGAAUUAAGAGGAGAUAAGCUCUUAGUUGGUGCCAAUUUUGCUUCAGCUGGAAUUGGAAUCCUUAAUGACACUGGAAUUCAGUUUGUAAAUGUAAUCAGAAUGUAUAGACAGCUAGAAUAUUUUAAGGAGUAUCAAAACCGAGUGAGUGCUCUAAUUGGAGCUUCAGAGGCUACGAAUUUGGUGAAACAAGCACUAGUGCUCAUCACUGUAGGGGGCAAUGAUUUUGUAAACAACUACUUCUUGGUGCCCAAUUCAGCAAGGUCCCGCCAGUACCCACUACCUCAAUACGUUAAGUAUCUUAUCUCUGAGUACCAAAAAAUUUUGCAGAGGCUAUAUGAUCUUGGAGCUCGAAGAGUUCUUGUGACAGGCACAGGACCCUUGGGUUGUGUUCCAUCAGAAUUGGCCCAACGUGGUAGAAAUGGACAAUGUGCUCCUGAACUGCAACAAGCUGCAGCAUUGUUUAACCCACAACUCGAACAAAUGUUGCUACAACUCAACAGGAAAAUUGGAAGUGACGUUUUUAUUGCUGCAAACACAGGAAAAGCGCACAACGACUUUGUUACUAACCCCCGACAAUUUGGGUUUGUUACAUCACAGGUAGCUUGUUGUGGGCAAGGACCUUACAAUGGUCUUGGGCUAUGCACAGCACUCUCUAACCUUUGCUCCAACAGAGAGACGUAUGCAUUUUGGGAUGCAUUCCAUCCAUCUGAAAAGGCCAACAGACUUAUUGUGGAGGAAAUUAUGUCAGGUUCUAAAGCCUACAUGAACCCAAUGAACCUUAGCACCAUCUUAGCUUUGGACGCAAACACAGGAAGAUAGAGGAACCCAACUGUCCUAGAGCAAAAUUAAUCGUAUUCACCAUCCUUGCUAGUUCAUGACAUUUCUCUUUCUACUUUUUUUAGUAUAUUAAUUGUAAGGAAAGUUAUGAGGAAACUCUUAGUGUUAUAAGGAAACUCUUAGUGCAAUAAUGAAAGUUAAAGUCCUAAAUUCAAAUACUACUAAGUGCUUUGUUUUUAGAGGAGUCAUGAUUCACCUUGAAUAAAUAUUCCAAAAAGUUACAUAAGAA
This is a messenger RNA of Glycine soja, 1435 nucleotides long. Its product is annotated as GDSL esterase/lipase At5g33370-like. The record is from RefSeq and is a predicted model, not a curated record. Lineage: Eukaryota; Viridiplantae; Streptophyta; Magnoliopsida; Fabales; Fabaceae. The transcript is spliced from 5 exons. Bases 70 to 1188 code for a protein of 372 amino acids. Gene Ontology annotation, molecular function: hydrolase activity, acting on ester bonds.